This is a messenger RNA of Paramormyrops kingsleyae, 4309 nucleotides long. Lineage: Eukaryota; Metazoa; Chordata; Actinopteri; Osteoglossiformes; Mormyridae. The record is from RefSeq and is a predicted model, not a curated record.
UAUGGUGUGUGUGUAUGGUAUGUACACCCUGCGAUGGCUUGGUGCCCCUGCCUUGCACCCGUAUCCUCUGGAAAAGGCUCUGGACCCCUAUGUUCCUGAAUACAGAAGAUUGGUGGAGUUCAUCAAAAUCCCUCCGAAUUCCAAUGUUAAAAUGCUUGAUCAUGCUGGAAAUCCUGAGUGUUAUUCUGGCUCUAGUCCCAGUGGUAGCAGUUUGCCCCGAUCAGUGUAAAUGUGUAGAAAACUUCACUGUCAUCUGUCAAGACCAAGGGCUCACAGAGAUCCCACCCCUACCACCUGAAACCAAACAUCUUUACCUUUCUAACAACAUAAUCCAUUCUCUUCCAAACCAUGGACUGGAAGAAGUGCAGGUUUUGGAUCUUACGAAGAACAAACUCAACACUUCGGUAUUUUCCAGCUUUGUCUUUCCAGAGAUGAGGGCUCUCACAAAGCUUUUUCUUAAGACUAAUGGUUUGAAAGCAUUUUUCCCAGUCCGGCAGCAAUAUUUCAAUAUUUCUCAGCUUACUCUACUGGAUCUCAGUGAUAAUGACAUUCAGACUCUGCCGCCUGGUUCGCUUCAGGGAUUGCAGAACCUGUCAACACUCAUUCUUAGCCUGAACCAGAUCCACAGUCUGUACCCUGGGGCACUGGAGGGAGCUUCUCAACUUUCUGUACUUCAUCUCAGUGGCAAUGUCAUAGAAGAGCUGCAGGAGGGCGUGUUUGAGAAUGCCACUAAUUUGAGAAAAUUAAUUUUGUCCAUGAACAAACUCAGGACCAUGACAAAUGGAUCACUGAGGGGUGCUGUGAGUCUAUGUCACCUGGACCUUAGCAGCAAUCAGUUUACGUCUAUACCAGUGGCUGCUCUCCAGGAUACCCCGCAACUUGAGAGUCUCUAUCUCCAUAAGAACCGUAUCACCAGUAUUCCAAAGAAUGCCUUUGCAAGCCUUGGGUCACUGCAGACCUUGGAUCUAAGUAAUAAUCUUCUGGGUAAUAUAGCUGACAGAGCCUUUAGAGGAUUGUUUAAACUGGGUAUUCUGGAACUCAGUUUCAAUAAACUUCAGUUUCUUCAUUUUGGCACAUUCAAGGAUCAAGGAAGGUUGGAGGUAUUAGAACUUUUUCACAACGAAUUGAAAAUUCUGCCCAAUGGUUUGUUUGACCAGCUGACAAUGUUAAAGGAACUUCAGCUGGAGCAUAACAAAAUCUCUAACAUUCCCCCUGACAUUUUUUGGAAAACAAAACACCUAAAGGAGUUGCAGCUGAACCACAACAAUAUUAGCUCUCUACCUGCCACCAUAUUCCAAAACCUGAGAAAACUCAGAAUCCUGAAACUCAACAACAAUCUCUUAUCUAUCCUCCACCCCUCUCUAUUGACUGGCCUCCGGAGCCUGAAAGAGCUUUACCUAAAUACAAAUAAGAUAAAGAGGUUCCCAGCAGGGUUACUUAAAGACCUGCACAAUCUUAAGUUACUUGAUUUGGACAAAAAUGUUUUGACCGCUCUAAUCCCAGUCGACACUGGUCAAGUAGUAAUCAGUAUAGAGGAACUGGAAAAUGCCAUGUUUGACAAAACGACAGCUCUGACCAAAUUAAUUUUGUCCAGAAACAAGCUCAAUAACUUGAGCAAUGGAACACUGAAGGGUUGUGUAAGCUUGCGUCAUCUGGACCUUAGCAAGAAUAAGUUAACAUCUGUUCCGACUGCUGCUCUCGAGGAUGUCCCCCAUCUACAGAACCUGUAUCUCCAAAACAACCUUCUCACUAGCAUCCCAGAAAGUGCCUUUGCAAGUCUGAGGUCACUACAGACCCUGGAUGUAAGCAAUAAUAACCUCAUAAGCAUAGCGGGGAGAGCCCUAGAAGGACUGUUUCAAUUGGGCAGAUUGGAUCUCAGUUUUAAUCAGAUUAAGUUAGUUCCUCCUGAUUCAUUCCAAGACCAGAACAAACUAGAAAUGUUGAAGCUUAACCAUAAUGAGCUAAGCAUUCUGCCAGACACUUUGUUGGGCAACCUGACAAUGCUAAAGGAUCUUCAGUUGCAAUUUAACAAAAUCUCCAAAUUGCCCCCUAAUAUUUUCAAUAAAACCGUUAACCUCUUGGAGCUGCGGUUAGAGCAUAAUUACUUUAGCAGUCUUCCCGCCUUCAUCUUUCAAGACUUGAGCAAUCUCAGGACGCUUAAACUCAACAACAAUCUCUUAAACAUCCUCCAACGCACCUUAUUCCUCAGCCUCCAGGGUCUGAAAGAGCUUUCACUCAAUAUGAACAAGGUAGAAAGGCUCCCAGCUGGUUUGCUUAAAAAUCUUCAAAAUCUUCAGGUACUCCAUCUGGAAGAUAACCUCCUUAGCACUUUAAGUCCACAUAACAUCACAACAACAGAGAAUAUGGAGGAGAGCAUAUUUGAAAACAACACAAAUCUAACACAUUUAAUUUUAGCCAGAAAUAGGCUUAGUAGUUUGAGAAAUGGAACACUGAAGGGUGCAGUGAAGUUACGACAUCUGGAUCUUAGCAGCAACAUGCUUGUGUCUGUGCCAGUGGCUGCUGUCAAGGAUCUCGCCCAACUGCAAAGCCUGUAUCUGCAAAAGAACCUUCUCAACAGCAUCCCAGAAAGUGCCUUUGCAAGUCUGAGGUCACUACAGACCCUAGAUCUGAGCAACAAUAACCUCAUAAGCAUAGCUGAAAGUGCCCUAACAGGUUUAUUCCAGCUAGGUAAGCUGGAUCUGAGUUACAAUAAGAUUCAGUCCCUUCCUUCAGAGUUAUUCCAAGCACAGGACAAACUGGAAAUAUUAGACCUUUACCAUAAUGAGCUCUGCAUUCUUCCAGUAGGUUUGUUUGAUAACUUAACAAUGCUUAAGGAACUGAACCUGGACAGCAACAACAUUUCUCAGAUACCUCCUGAAAUUUUCCAAAACACAAAUAUGCUCAGUGAACUGCAGCUGAAUAACAAUAAACUUUCAAACCUUCCUCCGUCUCUGUUCUUUGGACUCAAAAUACUCAAGCGUCUUUACUUGGAUAACAAUAACUUGUCAACCAUUCCCAGCAAAAUCUUUCAGAAAACCUGUCAUCUCAAAGCACUGCAGCUAGAUCAUAACAGCAUCACAUCUCUCCCUAGUAAUGUCUUUAAUAAUUUGAAGAAACUCAGGAAACUGCAGCUGAAUAACAAUUUAUUGACAUUCCUCCAACCCACAAUGUUCACUGACCUCAGGAGCUUAAAAGAGCUUACACUUAACAUGAAUUCAAUAAGGGAGCUCCCAAUGGGUUUACUCGAAGACCUUCAGAGUCUUAAAAUCCUUGAUUUAGACAACAACUUCCUAACCACACUGAGCUCAGACAAUUUCAAGAACAUGGUAAAACUCAAGGAGCUGCAACUGAGUUUUAACCACCUUAAGGAGCUCCAGCAUGGUACCUUCUACUCACUGGUAAAUCUUCAAAAGCUGUUCCUCAAUAACAAUCAGUUGACAUCGCUGCCAAAACGUAUAUUUGCUCCUCUAGCAAGGCUUCGCGACCUCGACUUGGAUAAUAAUCAGCUUAGGUGGCUUCCGUCUGAGCUCUUUCAGAACCUUAACCACCUUCACGAGCUAUUCCUUAAAAACAACCACCUCAAGAUCCUGGCAAAUGGGACACUGGAGCCUCUAAAGAAACUCAGGGCCAUUCAUCUGGAUGGGAACCAUUGGGACUGCAACUGCAGCUCAAUAGUGUACAUUAGCAGUUGGGUCAAGAAAUAUUCCCUAAAGCUGCAAGACCAUCCAAAAUGCUCUGUUGUCAAUACAUCCCUGUCGCAGGCAGGCCUUUUCCCUUCAUCGUUCUCAAGGCAUUGCAGUGGAGCUGCAUGGCGCAUUACAGCUGUGACAUCAUCGCAGACGAUGGCGUUCCUCAUGGCACUAUACUGGGCUUCUGACUUUUAAGUUCAUGACAUACUGUAGAUCAUUACUCAUGUAACCUGUAAGUUGAGAAAACAAAACUGCGUUGCUAACUGUAAAACCUAAGCUUUUAAAAUGCAUGCUUUUUCUAUGUUACUUUUAAUUCCCUGUUAAAGUCCGCUGGUCCUUUGGUAGUUAAGUCGAUUUCAAUAGAAAACCAAGAAUAUAAUGGGUGAGAUCGCAUUUUUAGAGCCUAAAUGCGGAUGCCAGUGUGGUUUAUUGCAGAUUCACAGAUCUGCAGACAUUGUGGUGUUGUUCAGCACAUCUUCAAAAACCACAGGACCAAAGUGUUCAGAACACCAGCAGAUAUCUGCACAUGAAUGCGCAGACGAAUGACAUCCUGUUCAUUUUGUCGCUCCUUGAUUGUCACUAUUGAAAUUACAAUAAAACACAUAAUUUUCUGUAAGAAA